Messenger RNA from Andrographis paniculata, 2073 nucleotides. Its product is annotated as homeobox-leucine zipper protein ROC8-like. Gene Ontology annotation, biological process: regulation of DNA-templated transcription. The coding region runs from base 1 to 2073 and encodes 690 amino acids. Gene Ontology annotation, molecular function: lipid binding; DNA binding; DNA-binding transcription factor activity, RNA polymerase II-specific. The transcript has 10 exons. The record is from RefSeq and is a predicted model, not a curated record. Lineage: Eukaryota; Viridiplantae; Streptophyta; Magnoliopsida; Lamiales; Acanthaceae.
AUGGAUUUAGCUGAUGAUGGGGGAAAUGAAUCAGGUGAUGAAGGAAUGGCGGCGCCGUCGAGCUCACGAAAGGGGAAGAAGACGUAUCAUCGACACUCGACUCAACAAAUUCAGCAGCUCGAAGCUGCUUACAAAGAAUGUCCGCACCCGGACAAGAACCAAAGGGAGCAGUUAAGUCAAGAAUUAGGGCUAGAUCAAAAGCAGAUAAAGUUUUGGUUCCAAAAUAAGCGUACUCAAGUAAAGGCUCAAAAUGAGAAAGCAAACAACAGUACCCUUCGAUCAGAGAAUGAAAGAAUUCAUUAUGAGAAUCUUGCGAUGCAAGAAGCUUUGAAGAAUAUCAUUUGCCCAAAUUGUAAUAGUUUAGGUCUUGGGGAAGAGGAGACACAUCGAAAUUUACAAAGAUUGAGGAUGGAAAACGCGCGAUUAAAAGAGGAGCACGAGCGCACGAUGAACUUCUUCUCAAACUACAUGGGGAAUUCAUCGUCGGGCGCUCUUCCUCGGGUGGAAGUGACUAACCCUCUCGAACCCGAGCAAGUUCAACCUUUCAAUCCGGAAAACCCUAUCUCAACGGAUUGGUCGUAUGGAACGCACGAAAGGGACAAGCCAAGAAUAGUCGAGAAAGCAAUAUCCGCCAUGGAAGAAUUUCUUGAGCUCCUACGAGUAAAUGAGCCCGUGUGGAUCAAGGCCCCAACCGAGGACCGCCUUUUGCUUCACCGAGACAGUUAUGACAAGCUUUUCCCGAAGCCAAGCCAAAUCAAAACCACGAGCGCGAGGUAUGAGUCAUCGAGGGAAUCGGGUGAGGUGGCAAUGGCAGCAAUCCAUCUCGUCGAAAUGAUGCUUGACGCGAACAAAUGGAAGGAUAUGUUCCCGAACAUCGUGAAUAGGGCGAGGACUAUCGAAGUAGUCGAUGCUGGGAGCUUCGGAGGGUUAUUACAUCUGAUGUACCAAAAACUGCACAUUCUGUCUCCCCUUGUGGCUCCAAGGGAAUUAUUUGUGAUUAGGUAUUGCAGACAGCUGAAUCCAAACACCUGGAUGGUUGUUGAUGUCUCCCAUGAAUUCAUAAAGGAGUUUCUGGACACUCCUCCGACAAGAUCAUGGAAGCUUCCAUCAGGGUGUCUCAUUGAGGAUUUGGCCAAUGGGAAGUCGAAGAUAACAUGGAUCGAGCAUGUUCAAGUGGAUGACAAAGCAUUGACGCAUAGGUUGUUUAGAGAGUUGGUUUGUGGAUGCCAAGCUUAUGGCGCAAAGCGAUGGAUUGCUACGCUUCAAAGGAUGUGCGAGAGGUUUGCAUUCUCUAUGGGGCUUACGAUUACGAAUAGAAAUGAACUUGAAGGAGUGAUCGAUUCGAUUGAGGGGAGGAGAAAUUUAAUGAGGCUUUCUCAUAGAAUGAUCAAGGAUUUUAGCGAAGCAUUGAGUAUGUCGGAAAAGCUCGAGUUCCCCCACUUGUCCGAGUUCAAGAAUAGUGGGGUUCGCGUGUCGUUGAGAAGGAGUGUAGGAAUAGGCACACCCGAGGGCUUCAUUGUGAGCGCGUCUACCUCGAUUUGGCUCCCGGUUUCGAGUGUGGAUCUUUUCAAAUUCUUCAAAGAUGAGAAGAAAAGGAGUGAGUGGGACGUCUUGGCCAGUGGAAACCCUAUAAACGCAGUUGCGCGCAUCUCGACCGGGACAGAUCCCGGGAACUGUAUCUCGAUCAUCCAGCCCUUUAUACCAAAAGAGAGCAACAUGUUGAUGCUGGAAGAAACCAGCGUCGACAGCCUCGGUGGGGCAUUAAUCUACGCCCCGAUGGAUCUGGCGGCCAUUGUCGCCGUAAUCAACGGCGAAGACACGGAGAGAACCCCUAUCCUUCCAUCAGGAUAUGUGAUCUCCGGCGAUGGUCGCCCCGACAGAUCAGCCCCCGGAGCUGCUUCAUCGAGCAAGUCGACUCCUGGUUCCAGCUCGCUCUUGACUGCUACUUUUCAGAUAUUGGUUUGCCAUAACCAAUUGUCGAAGGAGUUGAAUAUGGAGUCUGUGGCAACUAUUCAUGCUCUGAUAAGCUCAACAAUUCAGAAGAUCAAAACUGCUCUGGACUGUGCUGAUUAG